Neltuma alba is the source of this 508-nucleotide messenger RNA. Its product is annotated as outer envelope membrane protein 7-like. Lineage: Eukaryota; Viridiplantae; Streptophyta; Magnoliopsida; Fabales; Fabaceae. The coding region runs from base 53 to 271 and encodes 72 amino acids. Gene Ontology annotation, cellular component: chloroplast outer membrane. The transcript has a single exon. The record is from RefSeq and is a predicted model, not a curated record.
ACAUUGAUAUCUAUCAUCGCCAGGUAGAAAAGGUCGAAAGGAGGAAACAGGAAUGGGAAAGAAAGGAGGGAGCGGGGCAAAGCAAGCUUUGGUGGUGGUGGGAGGCCUUGCCUGCGUGUGGCUGGCCAUUGAGAUCGCUCUCAAGCCCUUCCUUCAACAGUCCCGUGCUGCGAUUGACAAGUCUGACUCGAAUCGUGACCCCGAUGACGAAGCCCCUCCCUCUGGCGGAGAUGCCGCCGCCCCUUCCCCUGCUGGAGAUGCCACCGCCUAAUGCCCAUGCUUCCUGACGUUAUUUCCGGUCUGCCUUAUCUGUCGUUACUACAAUGAUCGUUUUUUUCCCCCCAUGUAUGUUCGCCCUGUUUUCUAUCGCCUGGAUAUUCACGAGUCUGAACUGAAUUGGAUGAGCCUCAGGGAUUAAUUCCUUGUCUCUCUUCCGCAAACCCUUGUUUGUAUAUAACUUUUCUUUUCAUCUAAUAAUGAAUUUUCAGCAUCAGGCGUCAUUUGAGAA